AUGGAUAGGAGAAACUUUCAUAGUUUGUGUGAUAUGUUGAAAACUAUUGGGAUGCUUCAACCGACGAGGCACAUGGGGGUAGAAGAGCAGGUUGCAAUCUUCCUUUAUAUUUUGGCUCAUGAUGUGAAGAAUCGAGUUAUUAAAAGACAGUUUAUGAGGUCAGGUGAGACAAUAAGUAGACAAUUCAACAAGGUGUUGCUGUCUGUUUUAAGGUGUCACACCGUACUGCUUAAACGGCCUGAUCCCAUCCUACAAAACUCAACUGAUGAUAGAUGGAAGUGGUUCAAGAAUUGCCUUGGAGCUUUGGACGGGACGCACAUCAAGGUUAAUCCAUUACAAGCUGAUAAGGCAAGAUACCGCAGUAGGAAGGGUGAAAUUGCGACAAACGUUUUGGGUGUCUUCUCGCAGGAUUGCCAAUUUAUUUACGUGUUGCAUGGAUGGGAGGGAUCAGCUGCGGAUUCAAAGGUGCUCAGAGACGCUAUCUCUCGUGGAAAUGGGUUAAGGGUCCAGAAAGGUUUCUAUUAUUUGGCCGAUGCCGGUUAUAUGAAUGGGGAAGGAUUCCUAACACCUUAUAGAGGGCAAAGAUACCAUCUGAGUGAGUGGAGACAUGGGGCACAACCAACGACACCGCAAGAAUUUUUUAACAUGAAACACUCCCAGGCUAGGAAUGUGAUUGAAAGAUGCUUUAGGUUGUUGAAGGGUCGUUGGGCCAUUGUCAGGUCAAAGUCUUUUUAUCCGGUGAAAACGCAGUGCCGCAUAAUCACUGCUUGCUACCUGCUUCAUAAUCAUAUUAGGAAUGAGAUGCCUAUUGACCCUUUAGAGGAUAAUACUGUGGACAUGGCUGAAGCUGCAGACAACUUCGAAGGACAGAACUUGAUAACUCAUGUUGAGUCAUCAAAUGCUUGGACAAGGUGGAGGGAUGAUUUGGCCCAACAGAUGUUUGAUACAUGGAGGAAUGGUAUGGCUGACAAGGAUUCCCAAUCGAGCAAGCAGAUUAAUCACACGUGGACAUCAGAAGAGGACAUGGUGCUUGUUGAUUGUCUUGUUGAGUCCGGUUUAGCAUGGAAGGGUGAGAAUGGUUUCAGGCCCGGAUUUCCCAAUCACUUAGAGAAGCUGAUGCAUGCUAAAAUUCCUGGAUGUACAUUUAAGGGCACUCCACACAUUACGUCUAGAAUCAAGCACCUAAAGAAGCACUACAAUGCCAUUGCUGAGAUGAUGGGUCCGAAUGGGGGAAGUGGUUUCGGGUGGAAUGAUAGGGACAAAAUGAUUGGCGUGGAGAAGCAAAUUUACAUGGACUGGAUUAAGGGUCUCUACAAAAAACCAUUUCCAUACUAUGACGCAUUGGGACCGAUUUUUGGAAAGGACAUGGCAAAUGGAGAGUAUGCCGAGGGUCCAGAGGAUGCAGUCCACAAUAUGGACAAUGAGGCAAUUGGUAUGGCUGAAAGUGGGACUGUCGUGGAAGAAAUUUAUGAUCUAUUUGAAGACAACACAAUCUCACCGAAUUGGGAACCUCCACUCCCUGACACUGCAACUGAAGAAGCCACACAAACUUCUCCUGUGUCAAUUUCUGUUGCAAAAAAGGGUAAGAAGAGAGGAAGGAAUGAGGAAGCUUUGGCUAGUGAGGUAUCUGUUGCAAUUAAAGAUCUUUGUAAUGAUUAUAAAACCACAAAUGACAAAAUUGACAGGUUGAUUACAUGCUUUGAACACCAAGGUGAGGGUUCAAGCAAAAAAACUUCUGUUGUCCAAGAAUUGAAGAAAUUUGAAAUAUUGACAGUUGAACAGAGGGUUAACCUUGCCAUGAUUAUGCAUAAGGAUCCCACUAUAUUGGAAAUUUUUUUGGAAGGUGGUGAAGAAGAAAAACAGUUUGUGGUGGCAUCCUUAUUGAGUAAAAG
Gastrolobium bilobum is the source of this 1892-nucleotide messenger RNA. RefSeq lists its product as uncharacterized. The transcript is spliced from 5 exons. The record is from RefSeq and is a predicted model, not a curated record. Lineage: Eukaryota; Viridiplantae; Streptophyta; Magnoliopsida; Fabales; Fabaceae. The annotation marks the transcript as partial.